AUGGAACCACCAAAAAACCCGUCGGGCUCGGACCCAGCACGGAAUAAGAAAGGUCGAGGCUCGGGAAACAAGCGUGGAACUUCAGGGGGGCGUAGUGGCUACUGGCGUUGCUACCGUCAUGGUUAUCACCAUCAAAGCGGCGUCUCGAGGGAGAAACCGGUCGGGUUUGUUCUGCCAAAACUUCCGGGCGAUGCACCAACAGGCACGUUGUCCACCAGUUUAAGCAAUGAUUCUUGUGAAUACGCAGGAUGGAAGCUGUACUUUCCCUCGGAAGAUUACCGGUCCGAAUCCACAACGGUUCAUAAGAUACGAACAAUGCUCAGACAUUACACUGAUCAAGCGGACAAUUAUGAGCCCUCGGAGAUAAAGUCUAACCGUUGGUUCGUGCUUAACCUGAAGUGGUGCGAGAACGACGAAGCUCUCCUCAAGAAGUGGCCCACAAUGAGGCAGGACUUGGUCGACAAUCCCGAACACACACUCGCUUGCAUCGGACUGGCAAUGCACGAUCUGUUGACAAGGAGCUCUGCCGACGAUAGUUCGCAGCGAUCGGCAAAACUUUCUCUCCACACGAUAAGGCCUCGCAUAAUCGGAUUUGGCCCUGACGUUCGGAUCGGUUCGAUUAAAGUGAACACCAGUGGCAAGCUGGUGUCCGUUCGUGGAACCAUCAUUCGUGCCGGUGCCGCGCAAAUCAAGAACGCUUGGUGUGCGUUCCGGUGCGGUGCUUGCGGCAACAAGCAAGCGGUUCAGCAGAAGGAUGGCAUUUACACAUUACCCUCCUCCUGCCACAGUGGCUGCAAGGCGCGAAGUAACUUUGUUUUACUGCCACAGUCCAUUUUCACUCGUACGGAGUCGUAUCAGACCAUUCGGUUGCAGGAAGAGGUGCAAGUAUCGCGUGCCGGAGCGGGAAGUGUGUCGAAAAGCAUCGAAGUGGAGCUGACGCACGAAAUGGUGGACAGCGUGUGGCCUGGUGAUGAUGUGACCAUAACGGGCAUACUAAAAUGGCGCUCGCAGGACGACAUAAAUAGCACCGGAAAGGACCGUUUCUUCAAGGCGUACGUGCAGGCUGUUUACGUGCGAAGCAACAAGAGCGCCCUGGGAAGCUGGAAUCGGUUCGGUGAGUUCAGCGAUUUGGAUCUGGAAGCGAUCCGGAUGAUCCACUCGGAACCGUCGCCCUUCCGAUUGCUGGUGCACUCCCUGUGCCCUAUCAUAUACGGGCACGAGCUUGUUAAGGCUGCCUAUUUGCUGGGUCUGUUUGGAGGCCACGCUACGAGCACUGACACGAGAGCUGAAAUUCACGUGCUCGUCGUCGGUGAUCCGGGCAUUGGCAAAAGUCAGAUCCUGCACCGGUGCGCCACCGUGUCGCCGCGGGGAAUUUUGGUGUGUGGCACCAACUCGUCACACGCCGGGUUGACGGUGACAGUGAAAGCGGAGAAGGGUGGCGGGGCGUCCCUGGAAGCGGGUGCCCUGGUACUGGCCGACCAGGGUGUCUGCUGCAUCGACGAGUUCGACAAAAUGUCCGACCAGCAUGCGCUGCUGGAGGUGAUGGAAGAACGGUUGGUGAGUGUGACGAAGGCGGGUGUCAUUUGUACCGUGCCGGCGCGUACUACCGUUCUGGCCGCCGCCAAUCCGGCCGAUGGUCUCUACAACAAAACCAAAACGGUUUCGGAAAACAUGAAGCUACGUGCAACCCUGCUUUCGCGGUUCGAUUUGGUAAUCAUUGUGCUCGAUCGGUCGAACGAACGCACCGACAGUCUUCUCACGGCUCACAUUCAAGAGGUGAACGGCCUGCCGAGUACCUCGUCGAGACCGACGUUUCAAGCUUUUGAUGCAUCCGGGUCUGCUUCGUCCGAUGGAACCGAGCGUGAACCUACGAUUGAGCAGCGUCUAAGGCUGGCUCCGGGUGAGAAACUCGAUCUACUUCCGGUGGAAUUGAUACAAAAAUAUAUCGGUUAUGCUCGGAAAAACGUUCAACCAAGGCUGACGGGCGGAGCCGCCAAAAAACUGCGUGAUUUCUAUGUGAAGCUACGUGAGACGGACAGCCGACGCGAAACAGAUAUGAACCCCGUUACCAACCGGCAGCUCAAGGGACUCAUUCGGUUGACGCAGGCACGGGCCAAGAUCGAUCUGUCGCGUGAGGCUACCGUUGAGCACGUGCGCGAUGUCCUGGCCAUUUUUCGUGAGAGCAUGCAAGACGUGUUUAGCGCCGACGAGGAAGACCUUCAAUUUAUGCGUCCUUUCAACGUCAGUGGCGCCAGCAAAACGGCAACCGUGCGAAAGUUUGCUGCUGUCCUACAGCGGCGCUCGACCAGCACUGGCCGGACCAUGUACACAAUCGACGAACUGCGACAGACUAUGGCAGCGACCGGAAUCUCUGCCAACUGUAGCGAGCUGAUUGAUACGAUGAACUUUCAGGGGUUUUUGCUAAAGAAGGGCCACGAUUUAUACAAAUUUAUCAACGAAUAG
Molecule: messenger RNA, 2463 nt
Organism: Anopheles bellator
Lineage: Eukaryota; Metazoa; Arthropoda; Insecta; Diptera; Culicidae
Product: DNA helicase MCM8-like
Exons: 3
Coding region: 1-2463 (820 amino acids)
Biological process (GO): DNA replication
Cellular component (GO): MCM complex; nucleus
Molecular function (GO): single-stranded DNA helicase activity; ATP hydrolysis activity; ATP binding
Source: RefSeq, a predicted model, not a curated record